Messenger RNA from Salmo salar (Atlantic salmon), 2240 nucleotides. RefSeq names its product gamma-aminobutyric acid receptor subunit rho-1. The record is from RefSeq and is a predicted model, not a curated record. Gene Ontology annotation, cellular component: membrane. Gene Ontology annotation, molecular function: transmembrane signaling receptor activity; extracellular ligand-gated monoatomic ion channel activity. Lineage: Eukaryota; Metazoa; Chordata; Actinopteri; Salmoniformes; Salmonidae. Gene Ontology annotation, biological process: monoatomic ion transmembrane transport.
CUGUGCCAUCUGAUGUUCAAGGAUUUAUAGGUUUAGUCAAAAUUGCUUUUGCGCACUGUGGAGAUUAAGCACCGUGGGAUGUUUGUUGGUCAGGCCAGAGCUGCUGCUUCUUCCCCAGCCCCGAUGCUGUUCUGCUGAAGACAAUGUCCCAGGACCCACAAGGAGAGGUUUUAGCCCUGGUAGGGUGUGGAAUUUGACUGGAGUUUGAGUGGUCUACAGGGGUAUGCGCACCAUGCAGGUGGAUACUGUGUUGGUGCUGUUCUGCGUCUGCCUCAUGGGGGUUUCUGGGAGAUCAGCUCAUCAAAGAGGUGACAAGCUGGAGACCUACAAACAGAGCAGCUCCAGGAGAGAAACAUCAAGAAUGGAUGAUGGAGGAGCUCACAGCAAGACCGCAAGCCCGAUCCUAAAACGAGGUCCAGACAUGACAAAAUCUCCCAUGACAAAAUCUGAGCAGCUCUUAAGAAUAGAUGACCAUGACUUUACCAUGAGACCAGCAUUUGGAGGACCCCCUAUUCCAGUUGGGGUAGAUGUUCAGGUUGAAAGUCUGGACACAAUCUCUGAAGUGGAUAUGGACUUCACCAUGACCCUGUACCUGAGGCACUACUGGAAGGACGAGCGCCUGUCCUUCACCAGUACCAAUAACCAGAGCAUGACCUUUGACAGCAGGCUGGCCAAGAAGAUCUGGGUUCCUGACAUGUUCUUCGUCCACUCCAAGAGGUCCUUCAUCCAUGACACAACCACGGACAACGUCAUGCUGAGGGUGUACCCUGACGGCAACGUGCUUUACAGUCUGAGAGUCACAGUCACGGCCAUGUGCAAUAUGGACCUGAGUCGCUUCCCUCUAGACACACAGACCUGCUCGCUGGAAAUAGAGAGCUAUGCAUACACGGACGAUGAUCUCAUGCUGUACUGGAAGAAAGGCAAUGAGUCACUGAACACGGACGAGAGGAUAUCUUUAUCCCAGUUCCUCAUCCAGAAGUUUCACACCACUACAAAGCUGGCCUUCUAUAGCAGUACAGGCUGGUACAACCGUCUGUACAUCCACUUCACCCUGCGACGUCACGUCUUCUUCUUCCUGCUCCAGACAUACUUCCCAGCCACCCUCAUGGUCAUGCUGUCCUGGGUCUCCUUCUGGAUUGACCGCCGGGCCGUCCCCGCUAGGGUCCCUUUGGGUAUCACCACAGUGCUCACCAUGUCUACCAUCAUCACUGGAGUCAACGCCUCCAUGCCCAGAGUGUCCUACAUCAAAGCGGUGGACAUCUACCUGUGGGUCAGUUUCGUGUUUGUCUUCCUCUCGGUCAUAGAGUAUGCCGCGGUCAACUACCUCUCUACCGUGCAGGAAAGGAAAGAGAGGAAACUAAGAGAGAGGUUGCCGUGUACCUGUGGCAUCGGAAACCCUGACGACGCCAUGUGCGACCCCCAGAUCACUGGCUACACCACCAUGGACGUCAACAGUAUAGGGAACUAUGGCACCGCAGGGAACUAUGGGAUGCCGGAAAACGGUGGCAGGCAGGAGAGAAUGUUUGCCCAGGUGGUUCUGGGGGAUCCCCAACUCACGGGCCAGGUAAAAAGGCCAGGCUAUGUGAACAUUUGGAUAGACACCCACGCCAUAGACAAGUACUCACGGAUGGUCUUCCCUGGUUCCUACGUCCUGUUCAACAUCAUCUACUGGUCCAUCUACUCCUAACGCCUGGCCAAUGGGGAAGGACUAUACUACCCUAACACAUCCACAUGCUGCAGUUAGAGCACAACAUUAGGCACCAAACAGCACAAAACUGACUGAAACAGGGAGCGACUACCUGAAUUUGUCCAAUAAGAAACACAAGUUUUCGUUUUUCAGGGCAAAACUUUUGCUACAUUUUGCAACAGUAUGCCCUCAUGAACAUGAAACAGGACACCGCUGUAACUCCAUUAACAGGGAUAGUGGCCACGCAGAGAUAAAACAUGUUAUUGUUUCUGCUUUCAAGACAAAAGACGGAGAUAUGUAUUUUAAAUUGUGAGGUGAACAUUGCCUUCUUGACCCAGCCUCUUAAAUGGAUCCAUGUACAGUACAGUGCAUUUGGAAAGUAUUCAGACGCCUUGACUUUUUCCACAUUUAGUUACAUUACAGCCUUAUUCUAAAAUGGAUUAAAUGUUUUUUUCUUCUUUCUCAAUCUACACACAAUACCCCAUAAUGACAAAGCAAAAGUUGGUUUGUAGAAAAUGUUGCAAAUUUAAUAAUAAAAAAAAAUGAAAUAUCA